AUGAAGCUGUGUGAAGGCGAUGGUAUCGCCGCUGUCCGCAAUAAGAUAAUGGCGAAACUACACAUAAAAGAAGCUAAGGAGCACAUCCAGCUUACUUACCAGAUGCCACAGUGGAUGGAUGUUGAUGGAAGCGUCAAGCCUGUCCCAAUCCACAUCCGCAGUAAUGAUGAUUUGGACAUGUUCCUCCUCAUGAGAACUGAUUUGCAUGACUUGAAGCUCUAUGUCAUGCCAUUACCACUGAACAUGAGUAUCGACGUGGAGGAUUUCCGUGUUGUACCAGUGAUACACGGGUUUGCGCUAGCAAAAGUUGUGAAAGGUAGUGUAUACGAUCGUGAUCAGGCUGUACAACGGGACAAAUCUACGGUGGAAAACACUAAUGACGGAAUAAUGUUGACACAGCUUACAAGAGAGACGGGGUAG
Molecule: messenger RNA, 420 nt
Organism: Microthlaspi erraticum
Lineage: Eukaryota; Viridiplantae; Streptophyta; Magnoliopsida; Brassicales; Brassicaceae
Source: the annotation of a GenBank genome assembly